Molecule: messenger RNA, 1295 nt
Organism: Impatiens glandulifera
Lineage: Eukaryota; Viridiplantae; Streptophyta; Magnoliopsida; Ericales; Balsaminaceae
Product: probable BOI-related E3 ubiquitin-protein ligase 2
Exons: 4
Coding region: 175-1098 (307 amino acids)
Molecular function (GO): ubiquitin-protein transferase activity
Source: RefSeq, a predicted model, not a curated record
AUAAAAAGACCAUAUAUAUAUAUAUAUAUUAAUACAUACCACCACCAAAGCAUACAAAAACCCGAACAAACUGCAAACAGAGAACAAAGCUAAGCCCCACACACAACACAACUAUUCAAGGUUCAACAACAAAUAAAGAAGAAGACGAUUCAAAUCUAUGGUUUUAAUUCUUUCAUGGCUGUCCAAGCACAAUACCCAUCAAAUGUUCUUCUUCAACUAAACAGAAAUGGAAACGUUAACGCACAGCCGGGGAUAAACCCACUUGGAAACGAAUGCUCAUCGCAGCAACCACAUCAAGGUGGAGGUGGAAUUCGUGAUCAAUCCGAUAUGAUAUUCGAUAACAGAGUAGAGACAAAUCCACGGAAGAGAGGAAGAGAAAUCUUCCAAACGGGCUUUGGCCAAACUCAAUUCAUCGACAGACCAAAUGUUUCCACCGGACUCCGACUUGGUGAACAACAACUAUUGCAGCAACAACAACAACAACAACAUUCUCGUUCUUCAACUCUAUCAAAUGACAUAACAGCACAAAUUCGACAGCAUAACCAAGAAAUUGACAAUUUUCUCCAAGCCCAGAGGGAGCAACUGAGAAGGGCUAUAGAGGAAAAGAAUCGGAGAUACAAUAUGUAUCUAUUAGCAGCUGCCGAGGAGGCGGUUGCGAAGAGACUAAGAGAAAAGGAAGUGGAAUCUGAGAAGGCGAUUAGGCGAAACGCAGAAUUGGAGGCGACUGCGGUUCGUCUGAUAGCUGAAGUGCAUACAUGGCAGGCAAGAGCUAGGGCUCAAGAAGCAGCAGCGGCGUCUCUGCAAGUUCAGCUUGAGCAGGCCAUGAUGGUCACCAGAGGGGAGGAGAGCGGCGGACCAGCGGCGGAGGACGCCGAAUCUUGCUACGUCGAUCCGGAUCGAGUGUUGGUUUCGCCGGCGACGGCGGCGGCGGCGGCGGCGAGUGAGCCGAGAUGCAGGGCAUGUGGUGAAAGAGGGGCGUCGGUGGUUAAUUUGCCUUGUCGACAUUUAUGUCUUUGUAGAGAAUGUGACUCGGCGGUUCAGUCAUGUCCGGUUUGUUUCUCUUUUCGAAAAUCAAGCGUUGAAGUUUUCUUCUGUUAGAGAGAGCCCCAGGCCCAAUUCUGUCUUAAUGGGCUUUCUUUCCGUUGCGUACCGUUGGUAUUGAUAGAUAGUGUAGAUUGAAAAAAAAAAAGAAGAAUAAAUUUUACUCAAUUGAACAGGUUGUUUUAUGCUAUAUUUUGUUUUACUUUUAUAUGAUUACAAGUUCUUUUAUUUAUUUACCUAUAAUUUCAAAAUAA